Humulus lupulus (European hop) is the source of this 2285-nucleotide messenger RNA. Its product is annotated as squalene epoxidase 3-like. Gene Ontology annotation, cellular component: endoplasmic reticulum; membrane. Bases 7 to 1932 code for a protein of 641 amino acids. The transcript is spliced from 8 exons. The record is from RefSeq and is a predicted model, not a curated record. Gene Ontology annotation, molecular function: squalene monooxygenase activity; flavin adenine dinucleotide binding. NCBI's taxonomy places the organism in Eukaryota, Viridiplantae, Streptophyta, Magnoliopsida, Rosales, Cannabaceae. Gene Ontology annotation, biological process: sterol biosynthetic process.
CAUCGUAUGGUAAUGCUUAUUAUUAAACAACAGGUAAUGCUUAUUAUUAAACAACAGCACCUCCUCGUCUGUAGAUCCCAUCUUCCAACCCAAUCACAUUCACUGCCACCCGUUUUCCCAUUUCGAACAACUCAUCUCCCCAAAACUAAAACCAAAACUCCUCUCUUCUUCCUCCAUAAAUCUUUCACCACCACCACCCUCCUCCUCCUCCACUCCAGUAAUCCACCACCACCACACAAGGACAUCUAUUCUCAACUACACCACCUUUCUACCGCCUCAUUCUCUUCUUCUUCUGGAUCUCCUUUUUUGUUUCCGGCGAAGAUGGUUCCCAUCGAUCCCUACGUUUUCUGGACUUUCUUUGCCUCCAUUUUGGGUUUUUUGGCUCUUUGGGUUCUACGUCGCCAUAAUGCCGGUGUCAACAAGAAGAAGACGACGGCCACGCAGAUACUUUUGAAUCAAGAAGCCAGGAUCUCCGACGACGGAAGAGAUUUCCGGGCCGUUUCGGGGUCUGAUACCGACGUUUUAAUUGUUGGUGCCGGAGUUGCUGGCUCCGCCCUUGCGUGUACUCUCGGCAAGGAUGGAAGGCGAGUUCGUGUAAUUGAAAGAGAUUUGACCGAGCCGGAUAGAAUUGUGGGGGAGCUUCUUCAGCCAGGGGGAUACCUGAAGCUAGUAGAAUUGGGUCUUGAAGAUUGUGUGGAGGAAAUUGACGCUCAAAGAAUACUAGGAUAUGCUCUUUUCAAGGACGGGAAGAACACCAGUCUUUCAUAUCCUUUGGAGAAGUUUCAUGCAGAUGUAGCUGGGAGGAGUUUCCACAAUGGGCGUUUUAUACAAAGAAUGAGAGAAAAAGCUGCUACUCUUCCCAAUGUUCGAUUAGAGCAAGGUACUGUGACAUCCCUGGUUGAAGAAAAUGGGACGAUUAAAGGGGUUCAAUACAAAACAAGGGAUGGCCAAGAACUCAAAGCUUAUGCUCCUCUAACAAUUGUUUGUGAUGGCUGCUUCUCGAAUUUGCGGCGCAAUCUUUGUGACCCCAAGGUGCAAGUGCCCUCAUGUUUUGUAGGUUUAGUUUUGGAGGACUGUCAACUCCCAUAUGCAAAUCAUGGGCAUGUUAUUUUAGCUGAUCCCUCUCCCAUUUUGUUUUAUCCAAUAAGUAGCACCGAGGUUCGCUGUUUGGUUGAUGUGCCUGGUCAAAAGGUGCCUUCCAUUGCUAAUGGUGAGAUGGCCAAGUACUUGAAGACUGUGGUGGCUCCACAGAUACCACCCCAAAUUCAACAAGCCUUCGUAUCAGCUGUUGAUAAAGGAAACAUCAGAACCAUGCCAAACAGAAGUAUGGCUGCCAAUCCACAUCCUACACCUGGAGCUCUUCUACUGGGUGAUGCUUUCAACAUGCGUCAUCCGUUAACUGGCGGAGGAAUGACUGUAGCUCUAUCUGAUAUUGUUGUUCUACAGGAACUUCUCAGUCCUUUGCGAGACCUAAACAAUGCAGAUUCAUUGUGCAAAUAUCUCGAGUCCUUCUACACCUUGCGCAAGCCUGUGGCGUCUACAAUAAACACAUUGGCAGAUGCCUUGUACAAGGUAUUCUCUGCCUCCCCUGAUCAGGCAAGGAAGGAGAUGCGCCAGGCAUGUUUUGACUAUCUAAGCCUCGGAGGUACUUGUUCAACUGGACCAGUGGCCUUACUUUCUGGUCUGAAUCCUCGCCCUUUAAGUUUAGUUCUCCAUUUUUUUGCUGUGGCUAUAUAUGGUGUUGGUCGCCUUCUACUUCCAUUUCCAUCACCCAAACGAAUGUGGAUCGGAGCAAGAUUGAUUUCGAGUGCAUCAGGCAUUAUAUUUCCCAUAAUCAAGGCAGAAGGACUACAGCAGAUGUUUUUCCCGGCAACCAUACCAGCAUAUUAUAGAGUUCCUCCUGUCAAGGGAGAAGAUACCAAGAACAUAUGAACCAAAGAGGGGUUCUUCCUGGUUGGUUCCACUUCCACGUGCAUUUUUUCCAUUAAGUUAGAAACUUUCAUUCCUUCCCAAAAAAAAAAAAAAAAAAAGUUGGAAACUUUCAUUAUUUGUAUUGACAAACCUUAUUGUAGAACCUCCAACAGAAAAAAAAAAUAGUAAUUAUUAUUGUAGAAAAAGAAAAGCCUAUGAAUAUAUGUUUUAGGUUAUAAAACUGAACAUAAUUUAGAAGUAAAUUUUAUUCAUGUGUAUUUCAUUAUAAAGUGUGGAUGGGUUAUUGGUCAUUUUGGACAAAGUUGGGAGUUAUAUUUACAUUCCCCAAAGUUAUACAAGUAUUUUUAUUUUAA